Lizanozyma spartinae is the source of this 864-nucleotide messenger RNA. It is a transcript of the gene PRE5, whose product is annotated as proteasome core particle subunit alpha 6. The coding region runs from base 1 to 864 and encodes 287 amino acids. Gene Ontology annotation, cellular component: nucleus; proteasome core complex; proteasome core complex, alpha-subunit complex. The transcript has a single exon. Gene Ontology annotation, biological process: ubiquitin-dependent protein catabolic process. The record is from RefSeq and is a predicted model, not a curated record. NCBI's taxonomy places the organism in Eukaryota, Fungi, Ascomycota, Pichiomycetes, Serinales, Debaryomycetaceae.
AUGUUCAGAAACAACUACGAUAACGACGCCAUCACAUACUCGCCCACGGGACGGUUAUUCCAGAUUGAAUAUGCUUUGGAGGCCAUCAAACAGGGCAGUGCCGCGGUAGGGUUGACGUCAAAGAAACAUGUUGUGUUGUGUGCGUUGAAAAGGAAUGCUGAAGAGCUUGGAUCAUACCAGAAAAAGAUUGUUACUGUUGAUGAUCAUAUGGGUAUAGCAUUGUCAGGGUUGGCGCCUGAUGCUAGGGUGUUGUCCAAUUUUUUACGUAGAGAAGCAAUGACCAGUAAGAUGAUGUUUGAUAGACCACUUCCAGUACACCAAGCGGUGUUUUCAAUAGCUGAUAAGGCUCAAGAAAACACUCAAAUGUAUGGGCAACGACCAUAUGGUGUUGGGAUGUUGAUUGCUGGGUACGAUGACUCAGGACCUCAUUUGUAUGAAUUCCAACCUUCAGGAUCGGUGUUGGAAUACUAUGGUGCGCUGAUUGGGGCCAGAUCUCAGGCUGCCAGAACCUAUUUAGAACGGAACGUUGAUGUAAUUCGUGAGUCGGAGUCGGUGGAAGCCUUGAUAGUGCAUGGGUUGAAUGCACUUAGAGACACGUUAUCUCAAGAUGUUGAGUUGACGUUUAAGAAUACUUCGGUCAGUGUGGUUGGGGUCGAUACCAAGUUCACCACCUAUGAUAAUGAGGAUGUACAGCAAUGGUUAGAUAAGUUGGAUUCUGUUUCCAACCAAAGAAAUAACGACGAUGGUGACGACGAUGAUGAUGGUGAUGAUGGUGAUGAUGAUAACAAAGAUGAUGGUGAAAAUAAAGAUGGCCUGGAACCAACCGAGGUACCUGAAGAAGAUAAAAUGGAUACCAAUGAGUAG